This is a messenger RNA of Phragmites australis (common reed), 1249 nucleotides long. Its product is annotated as abscisic acid receptor PYL5-like. Gene Ontology annotation, biological process: abscisic acid-activated signaling pathway. Gene Ontology annotation, molecular function: protein phosphatase inhibitor activity; abscisic acid binding; signaling receptor activity. Gene Ontology annotation, cellular component: nucleus; cytoplasm. NCBI's taxonomy places the organism in Eukaryota, Viridiplantae, Streptophyta, Magnoliopsida, Poales, Poaceae. The transcript has 3 exons. The coding region runs from base 171 to 782 and encodes 203 amino acids. The record is from RefSeq and is a predicted model, not a curated record.
UGCAAGGACGGACACCAGUCACUCUCUCUCUCUCACACAGCAGGCGAGCGAAUCGGCGAAUCCAAGUAAACGCGGAGGCGGAGCUAGGGAGAGACAGGCGCGACCGGCGAGGCGAAGCAGCCACCGAUCGGAACCGCGGUGUAGGAGGCGGAGGGAUCCGGGAGGCAGGGAUGGUGGGCCUGGUCGGCGGCGGCGCGCGGGUGGGGAGGCUCGGAGGCGAGCCGGUGGCCAACGGCGUUGGCCCGGGAGGAGAGGCGGAGCACGUACGGCGGCUGCACUGCCACGCGCCGGCCGAGCACCAGUGUAGCUCAACCCUCGUCAAGCACAUUAAGGCCCCCGUCCACCUCGUUUGGGAGCUGGUGCGGAGCUUCGACCAACCGCAGCGGUACAAGCCAUUCGUCAGCCGCUGCGUGGUGCGCGGCGGGGAGCUCGAGAUCGGCAGCCUGCGCGACGUCAACGUUAAGACCGGCCUGCCGGCGACCACCAGCACCGAGCGCCUCGAGCGGCUCGACGACGACGAACACCUACUCUGCGUCAAGUUCGUCGGCGGCGACCACCGCCUCAAGAACUACUCAUCCAUCAUAACCGUCCACCCGGAGAGCAUCGACGGGAGGCCAGGGACACUUGUGAUCGAGUCCUUUGUGGUCGAUGUGCCCGACGGCAACACAAAACACGAGACCUGCUACUUCGUCGAGGCUGUGAUCAAGUGCAACCUUAAAUCUCUCGCAGAGGUAUCCGAGGGGCUAGCCGUUCAGUCACCUUCAUCUCCGCUCGACCCAUAGUGUACUCACCGGUACAGACAUGCGAAUCGGCAUGCAUAAGAAGCUUCAAAGGCUACCUGGAAAGUUCGAUGUUUUUCAGACUGGUAGUUUUUCCAUCGUCUUUCGGAUAUACAUCUCUUGGAAGGAUUAGUCGUGUGUACGAUGAAGUAUCUAUAGUAUCUAGCCAGUGAUUGUUUAACCUUUAGGAACUGCACCUAGUUACCUUACGUUUAUGUAUGCAUACUGCUAGUAUCUGUAGAAAAUAGCGUGGAGCGUUUUUUCGCCUCUUUUGGUGCAUGGAGAUCGAGUUCUUUUCUGCAUUCGAGAUGGCUACUGUAUUUGUGUCCUUGGAUAGACUUCCAUUGACACUUAGGGCUUGUUAGACCUUUGAUUUGGUUUGAUUUCAGAAUGCGAUGUAUUAUACACACCACAUGGAAGAGAGUUCGUCUUUUAAUGGUAUCAAGAUGGAACUGGAUACUUUGGCUCUA